CCCGGGCCAGUAGAAGAAGGAUCAGUGGCAGGAUUGGGAUGGGGGACUCUCGUGGACUCGUGUUCCGUCAGAACCGAAAGUCUGAAAGGAGCGGGAGAGGCAGGCGACGUCGUCUCCUCGUCUUCUUCCUCCUCAUCCGCCGCCGCCGCUGCCGCAGCUAACAGGCUUGAGGGUCCUUUGGAGAGAGUGGGAUGAGUGGCUCAAGGCAAUGCUCAUCACAGCCACAAUUUAUGACCAGCGUCGGGCAGAAUAAUCGCUCGAAUGGACCUGGCACUCCUCUUAUUGACAGCGUUGAUGUUGAUCAGAUUGUUAUUUCGGAGAAAAACAGUUGGAAGAACUUGUUCUCAUACAUAGGGCCUGGAUUUCUCGUCUCUAUUGCAUAUAUUGAUCCUGGCAACUUUGAGACGGACCUACAGGCUGGAGCACUAUACAAAUAUCAGCUUCUUUGGAUCAUACUUAUCGCGUCCUGUGCUGCACUUGUAAUCCAAUCACUUGCAGCCAGCCUGGGGGUUGUAACUGGGAAGCAUCUUGCUGAGCAUUGCAGAGCUGAAUAUCCCAAGGUCACAAAUUUCAUCUUAUGGAUUCUUGCAGAACUGGCUGUAGUCGCAUGCGACAUUCCUGAAGUAAUUGGAACUGCUUUUGCUUUGAACAUGCUCUUUAAAAUCCCGAUAUGGUGUGGUGUUCUCAUAACCGGAUUCAGCACUCUGAUGCUCCUGUUCCUACAACAAUAUGGGGUCCGUAAGCUGGAAUUUCUGAUAGCUUUUCUGGUAUUCUUAAUAGCAACUUGCUUCUUAGUUGAACUUGGUUAUUCUAAACCAAAUUCUUCAGAAGUAAUGAGGGGCCUUUUUGUUCCUGAGAUCAAAGGAAAUGGAGCUACAGGUUCUGCUAUCUCACUACUUGGUGCCAUGGUGAUGCCGCACAAUCUUUUUCUCCACUCAGCAUUGGUACUAUCGAGAAAAGUGCCACGAUCUGUUAAUGGGAUCAAGGAGGCCUGUAGAUUCUAUAUGAUCGAAAGCGCGUUUGCCCUCACAGUAGCAUUUCUGAUCAACAUAUCUAUCAUAUCUGUUAGUGGUGCAGUCUGCAAUUCAAAUAAUUUGAACCCAGAAGAUCAGAUGAACUGCACUGAUCUAGAUCUUAACAAGGCUUCAUUUUUGUUAAAGAAUGUCCUCGGAAAUUGGAGCUCAAAGGUUUUCGCAAUUGCCUUGUUGGCAUCUGGACAGAGUUCUACAAUUACGGGAACUUAUGCAGGACAAUAUGUCAUGCAGGGAUUUCUAGAUCUUCGGAUGACAUCUUGGUUACGGAACCUUCUAACUAGGUCCUUGGCAAUUGUGCCUAGUCUGAUUGUAUCACUAAUUGGUGGUUCCUCAGCAGCCGGCCAAUUGAUUAUCACUGCGUCGAUGAUACUGUCAUUUGAACUUCCUUUUGCUCUAGUGCCACUUCUUAAGUUCACCAGUAGCAAAACAAAGAUGGGGCAGCACGUAAAUUCACGAUUCAUUUCUGUGCUAACAUGGGCUAUCGGUUCAUUCAUCGUCAUCAUCAACAUCUACUUCCUGAUAACCAGCUUUUUGAAUGUGCUCCUCCACAGCGGGCUAUCCACCGUGUCCCAAGUAUUUGCCGGAAUAUUUGGGUUCCUUGGCAUGCUCAUAUACAUUGCCGCGAUCCUCUACCUCGUCUUCCGGAAGAACAGGAAGGCCACCCUGCCAUUUUUCGAGAAUGAUUGCACGGUUGCAGUCACGGGCCAGAACGUAGGCACCGGGGGUGGAGGCUCUGAGCUGGGCCAUCUUCCCCGGGAGGAUAUCUCCAGCAUGCAGCUUCCUCAUCAGCGGCCUGCAUCUGAUCUGGACUAAAUGUAGUAGUCGCAGUGAGGAAAGUAGCUAGAUAAUAUUUCUCAUGAUGAGCAGUCGCUCUAUAACUGAAGAGCUAGGUGUCAUCAGGUAUUGACGUACUAGGUAAAUCCUGAUGCUAUCUAUAACUUCCUUUCUGAAAGAGAGUCUCGUGGACAACAAUUUUCCUGCUAUGCCGUCAAUUGUAUACAGGCGAAUUGCUAUAAUCAUAGUAGAGUUGUUUUUUUACAGUAUCACGGAAUUAAUUUGGACGGUCAAUUCCCUUU
Brachypodium distachyon (stiff brome) is the source of this 2110-nucleotide messenger RNA. RefSeq names its product metal transporter Nramp3. Gene Ontology annotation, molecular function: manganese ion transmembrane transporter activity; cadmium ion transmembrane transporter activity. The transcript is spliced from 14 exons. Gene Ontology annotation, cellular component: membrane. Lineage: Eukaryota; Viridiplantae; Streptophyta; Magnoliopsida; Poales; Poaceae. The coding region runs from base 192 to 1847 and encodes 551 amino acids. The record is from RefSeq and is a predicted model, not a curated record. Gene Ontology annotation, biological process: metal ion transport.